AAAAUUAGCAGAACUGGAAAGAAGAAAGCAAGCAGAGAGCAUUCAACCAUGUCUGCCUCAACACAAAAUAAUCAGUCACAAGUUAAAACAUCUAUUUAAGAACUUCACCUGUUCAAGAACCUUUGUCAAGGGCGGCCUUUCCCUCCCCUGCGGGCUGGAUCUACGGGACGAGGCGGCGGGCGCGGCUUCCAGGUGGGCGGGUGUCAAAGCCACCGUCAAGGCGCUCCAAGCGGAGGAGCGCACGACUCGACGCUGAGUGAGCCGGUGGCAGCCGAGAGAUCCCAACCACGGACCGUCAGACACCGCCGACACCAUGCCUCCUUUGAAGGUCUGCAUCAUCGGAUCCGGCAACUGGGGAUCUGCCAUUGCAAAAAUCGUAGGCCAAAAUACCAAAAGCUCCAACCAGUUUGACCCGGUUGUCAAGAUGUGGGUAUUUGAAGAACUAAUCAAUGGUCGAAAACUCACUGAGAUCAUUAACCAAGAACAUGAAAAUGUGAAAUAUCUCCCAGGGCAUAAAAUACCUCCAAACGUGGUUGCUGUACCAGAAGUAGUAGAAGCAGUAGAGGAAUCUGAUAUUUUAAUAUUUGUCGUACCUCAUCAGUUUAUUCCCAAAAUUUGCGAGCAACUUACUGGUCACGUAAAAGCAGGAGCAAUUGGGAUUUCACUGAUCAAGGGUAUAGACGAAGGCCCUGAAGGACUGAAACUCAUCACGGACAUCAUCCGAGAGAAACUGAAGAUAGAUAUGAGCGUGCUCAUGGGUGCCAACAUUGCCAAUGAAGUGGCAAAUGAAAUGUUCUGUGAAACUACCAUCGGUUCUAAAAAUGCUAAAAAUGGGAAGAUCUUAAAAGAAUUAAUGCAAACACCAAAUUUCAGAAUUACUGUGGUGGAUGACUGUGAUACCGUGGAACUCUGUGGGGCCUUAAAGAACAUUGUGGCUGUUGGAGCUGGUUUCUGUGAUGGGUUGGGCUUUGGGGACAAUACCAAGGCAGCUGUGAUUCGCCUGGGCUUGAUGGAAAUGAUUGCCUUUGCUAAAAUCUUCUGCAAGGGCACAGUCUCGAUAAAUACAUUUUUGGAAAGCUGUGGGGUUGCAGAUCUGAUUACCACAUGCUACGGGGGACGUAACAGGAAGGUGGCUGAAGCAUUUGCACGUGGUGGAAAAACAAUUGAACAGUUGGAAAAAGAAAUGUUGAAUGGACAGAAGCUACAAGGACCUCAAACAUCAGCUGAAGUCUAUAAGAUCCUGAAGCAGAAGAAUUUGGUUGACAAGUUUCCACUAUUCGUAAAUAUCUACCUAAUCUGCUACCAAGGAAAGUCAGUCAAAGAGUUCAUCACUUGCUUGCAAAAGCAUCCGGAACAUAUGUAAAAUCUAAUGCUGCAACCUACCAGUAUAGCCUGUCUCGACUCAAGAUUUGUCAGCCUGACAUGGAGAAUAAAGCCAGCAAGUAAGGUGUCUGUCAACUUGACAAUGGAGAAUUAAAGCAAGCGCGCAACAUGCAAACAAACAAACAAACAAACAAAAAGCCUCUGGUAUUAACUUCAUUGUGGUCUUAAGGGAAAUUACUCUGUAUUCCUUUUGAGUAACCAUCUGCACCGAGUGUGAAGACAAAACGGUAUUACGCAUUUCGGCAUUGACUUCAGGAACCAAUUAUAGAAGACUCUGAAGUGGGAAUGUCAUUUUCAUCACUCAUGUUCUAUACGAAGCUGAAAUUGCAGAAAAGCAACCAUCAAAUUAUAGCUCUUGUGAGAAUUGUUCAGAUUUUUGUGCUGAACACCCAAUAAUUGCAUAAUUUGUAUCAAGAGCCACAUUUCUUAAUUCAGAUUGAGUGAAGUAGAAUUUAAAAUUAGAUGUUUGUGGCCAAAAAAACAACUACAGGUAGCCCUCCGUUACGACCACUUAUUCAGCAACCAUUCAAAAUUGUGUCAGUGGUACUUAUAUAACCAGACCUUGAAGUUCUGGCUAUCCCAUGAUCACAUGAAUGCAAUCUGGGUGCUUGGCAACUGGCUCGCACUUACAAUGGUUGCAGCUUCCCAUGGUCAUGUAUUCACAACCUGUGUCCUUCCCUGCUGGCUUCCUAUAAGCAAAAGCCAAUGGGGAAGCUGGAAAGGAAGGUCAGCAUUUCCUCUGGUAAAUUGUUCCCAAUCCCAUCAUUUUUUCGCCCUCAAGGAUUUGCUAUUUCACAGUGUGUUUGUGUUGGGCCGUAGCAGCUGUCUUCACAACUGAUAGCAACCCAUCCUCUAUCUGAUGGCCAUGCUUGUGCUGCAGCAGUCACUCACCCACCAGCCACUUGUAUAAGUUCUUGAAUUUACUUGUGGGAAACUCAUAAGGAGGUCCUUACAAUUCUCGCUUAAUGAGGGCAAUGGGACUGUUGGGAUUGCUGUUGCUAAGUGAUGCACUCAUGUGACAUUGUGCUUUAGGGACUGCAUUGCUUGGGAAAUUCCAGCCCCAAUUACCUUUGUUAAUUGAGGACUAUCUGUAGUUGGUUAAACUGCAUAUGUGAUGUUGAUCGCUAAACUCACAGUGCCAUAAUACAGUUUGUUGGCUAGUUUAUACUCUUGAAACCAGCUGUGUCUUCCUUGACAAAGCAUGUUUAAGCAAAUAAGUGCUCGUAAUCUAUGACUUCUGCUUGCUACACAACAUAACAAUCUGUUGAUACUACUCUAGUCAUCUCAACUCAUCAAUUUCAUUUCUAUGUGUGUCUUACGGAGCAGUUAUUCUGACAUCUCCGGGUAAUUUCAACUGGACUUAGCGACAAGAGGGGUGCAAAACUGACAAGACAAAGUGUUCUAUUUCUAUUCCUUUUACUUUAUAUUCCAAAAUUUCUAGCCACUGACUAGCUUGUUCUGCGCUUUUUAGCACCAGCCUUAUUAAAACUCAACCUCUUUCCUCUGCCCAUCUUAAACUUUCAGUAUUUAUAUCAGGGGUGUCAAACUCGAUUUCAUUGAGGGCCACAUCAGGGUUUGACCCCAGGAGGCCAUGGUGGGUGUGGCCAGCGGGACGUCACUUGUGUCAGGGGCGACUGUGGCCGCCCAAGCGCUCUGCCAGCGAAAUCCCAAGCUCCGUUUUCGGCUUUGAUAACUUCCUGCAACCCUCUGCCAGCGAAAAUGGAGCUUGGGAGGAAUGCCCACAGCCCUCCCAAGCUUCAUUUUCACUGGCAGAGGCACCACGGGCCAGUCCUUUGCUGUUUCCAGGGCGGCCCUGAGGGCCAGAUCUAAGCACCCGCAGGCUGGAUCUGGCCCCCCGGGCCUUGAGUUUGACACCACUGGAUUUAUAUCAUGCCUUUUUUCUCUUUGUCCACUGUCUUAACUCAAUUUUUUUUUUGUUUCAUACACGUUAACUUUUCCUCUUUAAUAUAACCCCCAAAGACUCUGCCAAAUUCUGCUGAAAAUAUAAACCCGCAAAGGAAAAUAGAUACAUCACACUAAGAGACAACAAGGCUUACAGCAUUUUUAAUUAGGAUAAAUUCCAAUGAGGUUAUUUAAAAUAUUAUUCUGGAUCAUACAAUUUUGAUAUCAGUAUUUUUUUUAAAUAAUGUCAUUUAUCAUUCUACGGUAUUUUUUGAAAGCAGCUGUGAGCAUCUUCCAUACUUGUCGCAGUUUAUAAACAAAUGCGUAAGUAAAUAAGAGAAAACAUUAACACUUUUUAGAAAUAAAUUUCUUUAAUCCACACAACAAUGUUCCCAUGAUGAACAGUAUACUAAAAGAACCUUCCACAAAUUUUAACAUAUGCAAUGGAAAUAUUUUGAACAUCAAAUAAUUAACCAGCUUUUAAAUCAACUCACAAAUAAAUAGAAAAUAAUUCUGUAUUUACAUCAUGUAGCAAAUAUUAAUUUCAAUAAUCUGAAACAAGUUUCAGUUUGAGAAAUGAGAAUUACACAUGUAAAAAUUAACAUUUGUAUUUCAGAGCAUCAAACUACACACACGUACAAAGUGAACUGACACACAGCGUUUUCCAGAAAUUCAGGGAAAUUAAAGAACAUCAAUAAUGUUACAUUUUAUAGACGUGGGGUUCAUAUAAAAGCAAAAUUUCUGAAUUGGUGAAUCACUUCUUUGUUUUCCCAAAGAUAUAAUUACAAUAGCAUGAAAUGCUGAAUUAAGGUUAAAUUUAAGUUUGUUCAAUUGAGUCCUUCCCACCGAAAUGGUACCUAUUUAUCUACUAGCAUUUGCAUGCUUUUGAACUGCUAGGUAGGCAGGAGCUGGGGUAAGUAAUGGGAGCUCACCCUAUCACAUAGCAUUCGGGUCUGGAACCCGGGCUGCCAGCUUUCCAGUUGACAAGCUCAGUGUCUUUAACUGCUAAGAACAUCAAAUAAUAAAAUAUCCAGCAUAAUUAUUAGUUUUAAAAUCCUAAGUAGGCUGAAAGACUUGGUGUGCUUGAAGCCAAAGUAGGCAAUUAUUAUUAAAAAGUUUACUUCUGUGUAGGAAGCCAUUACUCUGACAAGAUAUUCAAUUUAUAUAAACUAAUUCCUUCUCUUUUUUUUUCCUAAAAAAAAAAAAAAAGCAGCCAUCUCUUAUGCCUUUUAGACACAGCAUUGGUUUCCAAAUGAUCUCAUAACUGGUGACACUCUAUGGCAGGGUUUGGAAAAUUGUAUUUCAUGACUUUCAAGCAUUCUGUGACCGACCUGAAGGGGUUCCAUGAGAAACCAAGGAGGGGGAAAAAUUCACGUUCACUUUUUGAGCAAAAUUUACGGAUAUUUUAAAAAAACAACACUACAGGUAGUCUUUGACUUACAACUGUUUGUUAAAGAUAGUUCAAACUUACAUCGGCCAGGGAAAAAGUGCUUUAUAACUUCUAUUUGCCCUUACGACCGUCAUGCCAUCCUUGCAGUCACGUGAUUGCAGUUCAGGUGCUUGAAAAUCAGCUCACAUUUAUGAAUGCAGUAUCUUGCGGUCACAUGAUUGCAAUUCGUAACUUUUUUUGCUGGUUUCCAGCAAAAAAAGCAUGCACUGGAAAAGCCAGAUUCCCUGAGUGAUUUGUUUAAUGCCUAUGGUAAAAAUGUUCAUAAAUUUGGAUCCAGUCACGUGACUCAAUUUAUGACUGCCGCGACUUACAAUGGAAAUUCCAGUCCCAACUGUGUCAUAAAUUGAGGACUACCUGUAACAGAUCAUGUAGCUGAAAAUGUUUGAAAACUCUUGUAUUUAAAAAAGACUGCUUAAAAGCAGGUCUGUUAUCUGAGAUAGUGUCAACACUUAUUUUCUGCACUGAUUAAAGACUGUAUGAAGGCUCA
Pantherophis guttatus is the source of this 5222-nucleotide messenger RNA. RefSeq names its product glycerol-3-phosphate dehydrogenase 1-like protein. Gene Ontology annotation, biological process: carbohydrate metabolic process; glycerol-3-phosphate catabolic process. Gene Ontology annotation, molecular function: oxidoreductase activity, acting on the CH-OH group of donors, NAD or NADP as acceptor; protein homodimerization activity; NAD binding. NCBI's taxonomy places the organism in Eukaryota, Metazoa, Chordata, Lepidosauria, Squamata, Colubridae. The record is from RefSeq and is a predicted model, not a curated record. Gene Ontology annotation, cellular component: cytosol.